Impatiens glandulifera is the source of this 1253-nucleotide messenger RNA. RefSeq names its product (E,E)-geranyllinalool synthase-like. Bases 128 to 1111 code for a protein of 327 amino acids. The transcript has 4 exons. NCBI's taxonomy places the organism in Eukaryota, Viridiplantae, Streptophyta, Magnoliopsida, Ericales, Balsaminaceae. Gene Ontology annotation, biological process: diterpenoid biosynthetic process. Gene Ontology annotation, molecular function: magnesium ion binding; terpene synthase activity. The record is from RefSeq and is a predicted model, not a curated record.
GUGUAAGACGUCUGGCCUUAGUACUUUGAGAUUCGGAAGGGAGAAAACAACUUAUUGUUACUUCACAGUUGCUAGCAGCGCCACAUCUCUCCCACACGAUUCCAUUGUUCGAAUUCUGAUCACCAAAAUGACGGUUCUCAUAACGUAUGCGGAUGAUUUCUUUGACAUGAAAGGCUCUUUGCAAGAGUUGCAAUGCCUCAAUGAUGCUGUGAAUAUAUGGGAUGGUGAAGGUCUAGAUGGGCUUGGCAAGAUUAUCUUUGAUGUGCUCGAUAAUCUCGUCAACAAUAUUUCAGAAGAAUACUAUCAUCGAUACAAAAGUGACAUACUUGAAGGCAUUAGAGAUUUGUGGAGAGAAACUUUUGAUUCAUGGAUGGUGGAAACAUGUUGGAGCAAGAAUGACUAUGUUCCAACAACUGACGAAUGUCUCAAUCUAGGGAUGAUAUCCAUUGCAGUUCACACUGUGGUCCUUAUCGUAUCAUGUUUUAUGAACCCUAAAAUACCUGAACACAAACUGAGACCAUCUGAGUAUGAAGACAUCACGAAAUUACUUAUGGCUACAACACGGAUGUUGAACGAAACUCAGAGCUAUCAAAAGGAGCAAUUAGAUGGAAAAAAUAAUUUGGUGUUACUCUACUUAAAAGAAAACCCUAAUGUUGAUAUUGAGUACAUAGUGGGAAACAUAAAAGAGACUGUGGAAAAGAAGAAGAGGCAAUUGGUUGAGCUUGCUUUAAUUGAUGGCCUCAAUGACUUACCAAAGUCAUCCAACUAUCUUCAUCUUCAAUGCCUCAAAGUAUUUCACAUGUUAUAUAGCUAUGCCAACAAUCGAUUUGAUACCGAAACAGAUUUAGUACCUUACAUAAAGAAGGCGAUCUUUGUUCCACCGAACCACCAUGUCUUGAUGCCAAUGAAAGGGAUGGAUAAGUCAAUACCCGUGUUACCCGACCCAUCUAGAUUGAAUAAGAAAUCGACAAUUUCUUCUCGGGCUUUUGAUGCAAACUUUGUAAUAGGUUUACCAAGAAUGCUCACUAAGCCGAGAUUUAUAAAGUCUACUUCAAAAUCUGCAUUAAAAGAAGGGGUUGUUCUGCCAAACUUCAGAAUUUGUUUCAUCUAGACACCAUAUGCACCUUCCCUUUCAUUAUUGUAAUUGUUUCUUUUUGGUUGUUUUGUCGGUGUUGGUCUUUGGUCAUGUAAUGAUCCGACAUAUUGUUUAUUUUCUCAUACUAUUUUGUGGUCUUGUUGUUUCCUUCUAUUUG